AUGACGGGACAAUGGGUGAUGGACGAGAUGCUUAGCUUCUACUAUGUGGAAGGGUCACGCUCGUGUUCGCCGCAACCACACAGUUUUCGUGGACAGCCCCAAUUGAGCAGUUCUUCUGGGUGGUGUUUAGGUGACAAUGGUCAUCACCCAGUCGGCGGUUCUUCGCCUGUAUCAUCAGCACACAACCCCAGCGAGCUCGACGCACAGCAAUAUCCUUGCCAUCAACUGACCGACAUUGAUGGCUUCUCAGACUACCACAGUCUUCAAUAUCAAGGGCAACAGGUACUACUUGGCGCGACAACCGACUUUGGCUGGAAUGGUGAUUAUUACGCCAGCCAGCCCCAGGAGGAUGGCAGCAGCCCAAACGAAUGCGACUACUCACUUCAAGGAUCGACCGCGGUCUGCUUGUCUUCACUGGACUCCUGCGUUGUGUCACCACCCAUCGACCAAACAUUCACGCAACCGCUCUCACUUUGGGAAAGUUCCAUGGGCUUCAACAUGCGACUACCCCUUUCGAGCCUGGACAGGUAUCUCGUCGCCCUCCGGCAGAUCAUCCGGCGCUGUGCAGAAGCCACCACGCUUAGCGGCCCACUGUGCCGAAGGCUCUCUGCAGAAGGGGUUCUUUGGGUCGUGCGAGAGUCCUGGCCCACCGCAGAAGGAUUCUGGAACUUGACGACAUGCAUGCAAGGAUUCCUCUAUGCCGAGCUGUGGCGGAAUUUCCCCUGUCGAGACUCAUAUCAGAGCCUGCCCGCCGCAUACCGCCCGACCCAAAUGCAGCUCCUGGUCCCCCACUCCCCCAUCAUCGACUGGCUACCGUGGCCGGACCUUCGCGACAUGAUCAUCAUGUACCAAGACCAGAUUGACAUCGACGCUCUUUGCCGGCACGCGAUUCUGACAAUGGUCGCCCACCGGAGUAAAAAGACCAGAAGGACCACCCGGGAGUGUGGCGUUGAAGGGUCGUCCAGAACGUCGGCCAUUAACAGCAGCAUCCAUAUGCACCACCACCUCCAAGAUAAUACCAGCCACCAGGAGAACGGCGAGACCACAACCGAAGAAGCAGAUGGGACCACGUCAUUUCGUGUCUGGGAUCUUACACGACUGGAGACCUUGGACGACGAGACCACACGGCUGGCGGCAGACAAAUUAUUGUUCAAAGUGACACCCCACCAUCCACGGUCUGCGAGCAUGAAGGCUCUCCAGCGCGCGUACAAUCUAGUGUACGAUGAUUUUUCGACGCAGAAGCUCGAGGGUCGUUUCUUCGACCGUUAUCCCUUUCUGUACUGCCAGAGGUUGAUUUCAGAGUUCAAGAUCCAAGACUUGACGACCGUUCCGUUCAAGGAUGUCGGCUCUCCGGUCGAUAUGACCCGAGACACCGUCUUUCGACUCAAGGGAAGCUUGGAACAGGCCAUCGGAGUGACUGUGGAUCUGUAG
Messenger RNA from Fonsecaea nubica, 1431 nucleotides. RefSeq lists its product as hypothetical. The transcript has a single exon. NCBI's taxonomy places the organism in Eukaryota, Fungi, Ascomycota, Eurotiomycetes, Chaetothyriales, Herpotrichiellaceae. The record is from RefSeq and is a predicted model, not a curated record. Bases 1 to 1431 code for a protein of 476 amino acids.